Molecule: messenger RNA, 1923 nt
Organism: Helianthus annuus (common sunflower)
Lineage: Eukaryota; Viridiplantae; Streptophyta; Magnoliopsida; Asterales; Asteraceae
Product: fatty acyl-CoA reductase 3
Exons: 10
Coding region: 188-1666 (492 amino acids)
Biological process (GO): suberin biosynthetic process; long-chain fatty-acyl-CoA metabolic process
Cellular component (GO): intracellular membrane-bounded organelle
Molecular function (GO): alcohol-forming very long-chain fatty acyl-CoA reductase (NADP+) activity
Source: RefSeq, a predicted model, not a curated record
AAGCACGGUACCUUGUAUUAUCAUUUUCAAGUAUCAAACGUACUCUCUUCAUCGAUCAUCUCCUGCUACUCUCUCUCUCUCUCUCUCUCUCUCUCUCUCUUGCUCAUCCAUCUUCAUCCACUCAGAACUACUCUACAGUGCAUAUUCAACCAGAGUCUAAUAUUGAGCAACAUCUAAUUGUAUAAUAAUGGAGUUGGGUAACAUCGUUGACUUUCUUGAGAACAAAGUCAUGUUAAUCACAGGUGCCACUGGUUUUCUUGCCAAAAUUUUUGUUGAGAAGAUAUUAAGAGUGCAACCAAAUGUGAAGAAGCUCUAUCUUCUCAUUAGAGCCCCUGAUGGCAAAUCGGCCUUGCAACGAUUUAACACCGAGGCAGUGGCAAAGGACUUGUUUAAGCUCCUGAAAGAGAAACAUGGUACAAACCUGCAUAACUUUUUGUCCCAAAAGGUUACUAUUGUUGGUGGAGACAUCACUUGUGAUGAUUUAGGAGUACAUGAUUCAAGUUUGAAAGCAGAAAUGUGGAGAGAUGUUGAUGUUGUUGUCAAUGCAGCUGCCACCACCAACUUUGAUGAAAGCUAUGAUGUGGCCUUAAACCUAAAUACUUUUGGCGCUAAGAACGUUCUGAACUUUGCUCAGAAAUGUGUCAACAUAAAGUUGCUUCUCCAUAUAUCCACUGCCUAUGUAUCCGGUGAGAAGCCUGGAUUAAUGCUUGAGACUCCAUACUAUUUGGGAGAGUCACUCAAUGGAACGCGCGGUCUCGACAUAGAUGAAGAGAGGAAGAUCGUUGAAGAUAAAUUGAAAGAGUUAAAAUCUGAUCAUAAUGCUAGCCACAAGUCGAUUAAGAUAGCUAUGAAAGAUUUGGGGAUGCAAAGGGCACAUCACUAUGGUUGGCCAAAUACAUAUGUGUUCACCAAGGCACUAGGGGAGAUGAUUAUAGGGCACUUAAAAGGAGAUAUGCCGGUGGUUAUUCUUCGUCCAACCAUUGUCACUAGUACUUUCAAAGAACCCUUUCCCGGAUGGGUUGAAGGAAUUAGGACCAUUGAUAGCUUGGCUCUUGGUUAUGGCAAAGGUCGUUUAACAUGUUUCCUUGGUAAUCCUGAGGGUAUAUAUGAUGUGGUACCGGCUGACAUGGUGGUGAAUGCUAUGAUUGUGGCAAUAGCCGCUCAUGCAAAUCAAACUUGUUCCGAAACAAUUUACCAUGUCGGAUCUUCGGUAUCAAAUCCUUUGAAGUUCAGCACGAUUCAAAGAUGUGGUUACCGGUAUUUUACCAAUUAUCCAUGCAUUGGAAAGAAUGGCAAGCCUGUCAUAGUUGGUGAAGUUAGAGUGUUGAAUUCAAUGUCUAGCUUCCGUAGAUAUAUUGCUCUUCGAUACCUACUUCCAAUGCAGGUACUUCGAUUUAUGAAUUUCAUACUUUGCCGAGCUUUUGAAGACAGAUACAAAAAUCUUAAACAUAAGAUCAACUUUGUGUUACGCCUAGUCGACCUUUACAAACCCUACUUGUUCACAAAAAGCUUCUAUGAUGAUAUGAAUACUGAAAAGCUACGUAGGGUUAUCAGAGAGAGCGGAGAUGAAGAGAAUCUCUUCUACUUUGAUCCAAGGAUAAUCGAUUGGGACAACUACUUCGAGCAUAUACACCUUCCCGGUGUAAGACAACGCGAAUUUAAAUGAUCAAAGAGAUCAUUAGUACAAGUGUGUCGAUAUGUUUUUAGUCUUACCUUUUACAAUUGUCUUUUAUAUGAUAUUUAAAUGAUCAAAAGAUCAUUAGUACAAGUGUGUCCAUAUGUAUUUAGUCUUACCUGUUACAAUUGUCUUGUAUAUGAUACUUAACGUUGGUGAUUGAACAACGGUAUAAGCGAUAAGAGAUCUAUGAAAAAGUUAUCAUUUUGUAAAAAAUGGGUUCGGUUAAAAUUGGGUUAAAAGGAUUU